CAUCAAUGUUCCAGCUAUCAUUUGGUUUAACAAGAACAUUUUGGGUGUGUUUAGUUGGUGAAAAAAUUUGGGUUUCGGUACUGUAGCAUAUUUUGUUGUUAUUUGACAAAUAAUAUUCAAUUAUGGACUAAUUAGGUUUAAAAGAUUCAGCUCGUGCUAAUCAGUUAGACUGUGUAAUUAGUUAUUUUUUAACUAUAUUUAAUGCUUUAUAUAUGUGUCCGAAGAUUCGAUGUAAUAGAUACUGUGUAAAUUUUUUUUGGGAAGUAAACAUGACCUUUGUGUGGUGAUCGGGUGGAGAUAUACCAGCCGAUGCUAUGCUAUGAGAGCUGAGAGCCCCUUGGAGGUCUGGCAGGUGGGCCGGGCAGUAAAGGAUGACAGACAGGUGGGCCCUAGCCUUCCCAUGGCCGUUGCCCUUCAAAGGACGGGUGGGUGGGGAGAUAAAAUAAAAUUCGAAAUGCUCGUCUUGUCGGGCCGGCCGCCACUGAAAUCCUCCACAAAUGGCCGCCGCAGACGCAGAGCAGGAGAAGGAGCUCCUCUCGUCGGUGGUGGGUGACAUCCGGAGCUACUCCGGCUCCGACCCCCUCCGCCCAUGGCUCCGGGGCAUGCGGAAGAUGGAGCGGGCGCUUCCGCCGGCGACGCUGCGGGAGAAGCUGCCCAGGUUCCUCCAGAAGUGCGCCCAGGAGUUCCAGGACGACGCACGCUACCGCGACGAUCCCCGCUACCUCCGCGUCUGGAUCCAGCUGAUGGACUACGUGGCGGAUGCGAAGCCAUUGCUCAAGAAGAUGGAGAGAAAUCGAAUUGGCCUUAAGAGAGCUUCAUUUUAUAUGGCUUAUGCACUAUAUUAUGAGAAGCACAAGAGGUUCAGCGAUGCAGACAAGAUGUACAAUCUGGGGAUCCAGAACCUGGCAGAGCCUAUCAGUGAGUUGCACAAAGCACAUGAACAGUUUAUUCUUCGAAUGGAAUCAUACAAGAGGAGGAAAGAUAAACUGCAGGAAAGAAUACCUACAAAAGCUGAUCCAAGUGCUAAAAUGCCUGCGAAAGCUGGGCCUAGUGCUACAUCUAUGAACCAAGUUGAAGGUGAAAGCAGAAACAGUAAACAACUGAAAUCCAAUUCAACUCAGAAGUCAGGAAGCAGUUCUACUUCAUUAGGCUGUUAUCCUCCAUUAGGUCCAGCUAAAGUUUGUAUGCUAUCCAGAGGCAACUCAGGAGCAAACAACAAUUUGUCCCGUUGUAAUAGCGAUGAUACUGUAGUUGUAAAGUUUGUAGGCUCUGCAUUGGUUGGGAAGUCAGAAGCUGAAGAUGCCUGCCAUCAUGGCCUAGUUGAACCAACUAUAAACACUAAGGAGGCUAUGGAUGCCAUCAAUAGCAUGUUUUUGGAGCCAGUUGAACCUGAGACGACGCUCAAGAGACGCUCAAAGCAUGAAAAGACAAAUUCUAAUCAGCAAAAAAGUGCAUUUGACAUCUUUGUUGAUGAAGAUGAACCUAAAUAUAAUGAACCAAAGAUGGUCCACAGCAAUAGCAUGAAGCAAGAGCAUCCAAAGUUUGGUCAGCAAACAAGAGGGUUUGAGAUCUUUAUUGAUGAAGAUAGUACAAAUGGCAAAAACCAAAAUACGGGGCAGAACAAGAACUCUAAGAAGGAAAACAUGAAGUCAAAUCAGGAAACUAGUGGGUUCGAAAUCUUUGUUGAUGAAAAUGAGGCUAACUGCAAUGUACAGAAUGUCAUGUGCCACAAGAAUAAUAGAUGUCCUCCAAGACCAUUGCAUGAUUCAUCUAGACAUAAAGGCCAAAAUGACUUUCAGAAGCCAUUUGUUGGAGGAUUUGCAAUAUUGCCAGAUGAAGAAGAAGAACAAUGUGAGAAAAGUGAUGAUGAUGUCAAGACAAACUCUAGAACUGUGCAGCCUACUCAUGAUAAUAAUAGUUUGCACUGUCGGGUUCAAGCUGACUCAGGAACACGAUAUCAUGAACGUCCUCGCCCUGCAAGUUCUGGGCUUCAAGAGGACACAGUUAUUCAUAGGUUUGUUGGAUCCACUAUUGAUGAUGAGGCUAAGGUAGAAAAUGCAUGCCACCAUGGAUUAGUCGAUCCAACUGUCAAUCUAAAGGAGGCUAUGGAUGAUAUAAACAACAUGUUUGGGAAACCACUAAACUUCCAGGGUGAGAGAACAAAGAGAAAAACCAACACACUGUCAGAUAGAAAAGCAGCUCCAGUUUCAGGUUUCUCCAUAUUAGCUGAUGAUGACCCAAAAGAGAGCACCUGCAAAGCCAGUCAGAGCAAUUCCUGCAAAUUUGGGGAUGAGAAUGGUCUAUUUGAGCCCACAAUCACCACUCGUGAUGUCAUGGCGGAGAUCAACGAUAUGUUUGGGAUGCCACUAGACUAGACUUCUAAGAUAUUUGUUCAGAGUGAACUGAAUAACUCAAUUGAGAGUCAGACAAUUGCCUUCGCCUUUUUGCUCUUCCCUUGAGAAAUAUGCAGUGUACUCGUGUAUUGCUGAUAUGAACUAUGAAGAGAGCUUGGAAUCAAUCGCCUUAUUUGGUACACAUAUGGUGAAUAUUACAGCAGAUGUUAGGACCUAUGUGAUUCAGGGGGCGGAGAACUGGUGAAGAUGCAUUGCUUCUGCUGGAGUUGUCGCUGUCUCGCUGAUAUACUUUAUCUUCUCGAGAGCAGGGCAUAGAUAGCAUCCACAUCUUGUAAGCAUCAACAGAGAGAUCCCUGUUGCACUGUCAUAUAAUGCCGCUAUAGUGACAUCGCCACAUUGGCUCGAGGCUCAAUUUUUUCAUGCUGAAAAAGCCGAGACUCGUGUAUUUGUUGGAAAUUGAAGCAGGCAUGAGUACGUAUGCUGCUCUGAUCAUCUGAUGCUUAUAAAAAACCCACUUUCUGAUAUCCAA
Molecule: messenger RNA, 2883 nt
Organism: Panicum virgatum (switchgrass)
Lineage: Eukaryota; Viridiplantae; Streptophyta; Magnoliopsida; Poales; Poaceae
Product: probable inactive serine/threonine-protein kinase bub1
Exons: 7
Coding region: 498-2375 (625 amino acids)
Biological process (GO): mitotic spindle assembly checkpoint signaling; meiotic sister chromatid cohesion, centromeric
Molecular function (GO): protein kinase activity
Source: RefSeq, a predicted model, not a curated record